This is a messenger RNA of Oldenlandia corymbosa var. corymbosa, 1663 nucleotides long. NCBI's taxonomy places the organism in Eukaryota, Viridiplantae, Streptophyta, Magnoliopsida, Gentianales, Rubiaceae. The record is from the annotation of a GenBank genome assembly.
CCACCACAUCUCUUUAGUUUCUCUCCUCCGAAACAAAAGCAAAAUCAUGGUCGCCGGAACAAACAACUCCCUCUCUCUCCAACUCCAACCUCUCUAUCUCUCUUACCCUCCUAACCAAGACAUAGUGAGUAACACUAGCACUGGGGCAGCUUCGAUGAUGAUGAGAUUCUUAUGCCCGAUUGUAUUCGGGCUGGGUUUAGGCCUCAUCACCUGGAAAUCAUCCCCGUUACGUCGGCGUCGGCCAUUGCGCCUUCAUCGUCGACAGGCUCACCGGAGCUACACGCCUGAUCGAAGAAGGAACCCACUUCCUUCUCCCCGGGCGCCAUACUCCUUAUUUCUUUGACAUGAGGAGCCGGCCUUUCACCUUUUCCUCCAAGCCCGGCACCAAAGAUCUCCAGAUGGUCGACAUUACUCUGCGUCUCCUCGUCCGUCCGGAGAAAACCCAGCUCCCUUCCAUCUUGAAGCUCUCAGGGCCUGACUACGUUGAGAGGGUUUUUCCCUCCACAGGAUAUGAAGUUCUAGAGGAGGUGGUAGCAGAAUACAACGCCGAGGAGUUACUUACCCAGUGUUCAAAUUUCAAGAAGGCCUUCAUCAGCAAGUCCAAUGAUUUUUUCAUUGUGAUCGAUGAUGUCAGCGUGACUCACAUGGCUUUCGGGUCUGAGUUCUCCAAGGCCGUCGACAACAAGGUGUUGGCUGAGAAACACCAGGAUGCCGCUGAGCAAGAGAGGGAUGCCGCUAAGCUCGAGGCGGAAACCUCCAAAUAUCUCCUCCUCAAGGCCGAAAAUGACACUAAGGCGGCGAGUAUUAGGUCCGGAGGGCUCUCUUGUGGUGGCAGUUCAGAUUGGAUUUUGGCAUCUCCAGUUCUCUCUCUCUCCAUUGACAAUGUUUCCUUCUGAAAUGGACUUGGUAGAUUAAUUGGACAUUCCUAAUUUAAUAUUUGGUAGAUUAUAGAGUUCUUCCAUUUAUUCUCCUUCUGAAACUGCAACUGUAGCAGCAGCGUUAUUUUGCCCUCUUUUGUUAUAACUGGUAUUUGGUACUUGUAGUAGUUUUGCAUGUUCUCGUUGUUAUCUUCCGGCUACAGUUUUAGCUCUCUUGCUUCUGAUUUUGUUUACAGGGAUAUCCAACCCUGGUCAUUCUUAGAUCUUUACAGAAUUUGAACCAAAACUCUACUACUGGAAAUACCGAUCUGAAUCAAUCCCAUCUGUUCUUCUGUUUUGACCUUAACCUUGAGGAUGAUACCAUCGGGAAAUCACCAGUUUGGUGUUACCACUACUAUUGAAAUAAUUUAUCCUCCAAUCCAUCGAGGUGAUUACGAUUCAGUGAGGGGAUUAGUCACUGUUGCUGAUGGUAGACACCCUGCAAAUAUGAAAAAAUAAAUAAAUAAAUAAAAUUCUACAAAGGAUGGUUUUGUGAAAAUAAGUGGUCAUAUUUUUAUGAUAUUAGUACUUUUUAAUUGUUGUAAGAGUCUAUUGGCACUCUGUUUAAAUUGUCGUGCGAAGAAUUGAAUGGACUGGAAUCUCAUCGGCCUGUUUAGUGUUUGGUAUUAAGAGCUCCUCUUUUCACAAUUUAGGGUUUGGUUUUAAGAGCUGGUUUUUUCUAUUUAGAGGAGCGUAAUCACCGCCUUUCUUUAUACUGGUGGUGUUUGCAUUGAGUGUUUUCCACA